This is a messenger RNA of Oncorhynchus tshawytscha (Chinook salmon), 2685 nucleotides long. Its product is annotated as class A basic helix-loop-helix protein 15. The record is from RefSeq and is a predicted model, not a curated record. The transcript has 2 exons. The coding region runs from base 246 to 821 and encodes 191 amino acids. NCBI's taxonomy places the organism in Eukaryota, Metazoa, Chordata, Actinopteri, Salmoniformes, Salmonidae. Gene Ontology annotation, molecular function: protein dimerization activity.
GCGCACUACCAUUGGCUAAGCGAGCGCUACGUGUACAUUACAGCAGCAACAGGUACCUCACAUGUUUACAGUUAUCUUCAUCCUCGGAGUGGAACCUCAGACGCUUCUACCACUUAAGCAAAACGUGCAUUCUGAAGAUAUUAUCGAUGUUCCACGGUGAAAACUAUUCUUCUACAUACAGGGGAAUCUUACUUUCACUUGAAAGGCUGUUGUGAGGAAGAGGGGUAACUAAAUCAGGCUGAAGGAUGAAGUCUAAAGGGAAGGUCGCUAAGUCAUGCAGAAAACCCUGGACCGAGCCAGACCUGGACCGUGAACCAGAGAACAGAGAACCAGGCACCAGCGAACAGGAGGGCUCUGAGGCCUCGGUCCGUAUUGGAGGCUCCUGGAGAGGCGUUCUGAGGGGCGGGGACCGCGAGCGAGGCGGAGGCGGUGGCACUACCCACGGCCUCCACAGACACCGACGGUCUCACAACAGCAACAAAGAACGCAACGUCCGGCGGCUGGAGAGCAACGAGCGGGAGCGCCAGCGCAUGCACAAACUUAACAACGCCUUCCAGGCUCUUAGAGAGGCCAUUCCACAUGUCAAAAUGGACAAGAAGCUCUCCAAGAUCGAGACGCUGACGUUGGCUGAGAACUACAUCAAGUCCCUGACCUCCAUCAUCCUGGGGAUAUCUAGCGCCCGCCUGCCUCCUGGUGAGACACCGACAGAGGCUAGCGCUGCCAGACUGCUCCAGUGUUACCAGCAGCACCUGGAGGAGGACGGGGAUGAGAGCCUGUCUCAGUUCCUCACCCAAAUCCACAGCUUCAGCCAGGAGAGCUAACAGCUAGCCUCAGUUCCUCACCCAGAUCCACAGCUUCAGCCAGGAGAGCUAACAGCUAGCCUCAGUUACUCACCCAAAUCCACAGCUUCAGCCAGGAGAGCUAACAGCUAGCCUCAGUUCCUCACCCAGAUCAACAGCUUCAGUCAGGAGAGCUAACAGCUAGCCUCAGUUCCUCAACCAGAUCCACAGCUUCUGCCAGGAGAGCUAACAGUUAGCCUCAGUUCCUCACCCAGAUCCACAGCUUCAGCCAGGAGAGCUAACAUCUAGCCUCAGUUCCUCACCCAGAUCCACAGAUUCAGCCAGGAGAGCUAACAGCUAGCCUCAGUUCCUCAUCCAGGUCCACAGCUUCAGCCAGGAGAGCUAACAGCUAGCCUCAGUUCCUCAUCCAGAUCCACAGCUUCUGCCAGGAGAGCUAACAUCUAGCCUCAGUUCCUCACCCAGAUCCAAAGCUUCAGCUGAGAAAGUUAAUAGCCAGCAGGUGCUAACUCCACAGCCAAAGAGUUGAAGCAUCCAGGCUUGACUUGGGGAGCGGAUCUCAACUGAAACCCUAUCUACCAUAUUGUACACUGCUACUCUACUUAUGACCAUGGCCAAAAGUAGUGCACAGAUUGGGGAAAGGGUGUCAUCUGAGAUGCAGCCUUAUACUCCGACAAGCUAGUGAGCUAUAGUGACAUACCUGACCAUGCACUAAAUGGAGCACACAAGAAGGUGAGCUGAUUUGGAGCACUGCACCCUUGACAUUCAUUCUCAGAAACGUAAUGGUGGAGUACAAGUGAAGACAGACAGACAGGCAGCCUGUGGACUAUGUCAGAUUAGACAAAGGCCUAGCCAGAGCUGUGACAGACAGAAUCCCCAAAGGACCAUGAUAUAACUUCUAGAACAGGGGAACUUAAAGUUCAUCUCACGUGGGAUUCUGAUUCUGAUAUGUGUUGAGAACCAAGUCAAAGAACAUUCCAGCGCCAUUUAAUCUGUUUUCUUUAUUUUUUCUGUCAUUUUUCCUAGCUGGCGAUUAACUGUAGUUACCUGAUUGGUCAGAAAUGUAAAAUAACUGAUUGUUAAAGUAUAGUUCUCCAGCAUACACUGUAGCCCACAGGGGCCCAAGCUGUGUAUAUAGGACAGGCCACCCCUGCUGUAGAUAGGACAGGCCACCCCUGCUUUAGAUAUGACAGGCCACCCUAGCUGUAGAUAGGACAGGCCACCCCUCUGCUGUAGAUAAAUAAAUGUUUUCAACCUUUUAGGAACAAUGUUUGUUUUCCCAGCUGAGCACUACCUCUGGACACAACAGUCACAUACAGGACAAGGAUAUGCGUCCCACAGACUGCCUCUCGACACAACAGUCAAGUACAAGACAAGGAUAUAAUUCCCUAUACUUGUCCCACAGACUUUAGUCAAAUACUGUACUGUUUAAGGAAGGGAAAGAAUACACACUGUAAUUUAAACAAAGUGUAAAUUAUUAGAGACAUAUUUGUAUGUAUAUAUUUUAUUUGGGGGUGGUUGACACAGUUAUUAAAUUGCAGAGUGGAAGACAGGUAGGUGGGACAAACAGUUUGAAGGGUUGGAGCAGGGAAUUGAACUCAUGCCUCUGGUGGGAAGAGGAAGCCAGCAGUGUUAUCGCUAGACCACAGGAUCUACACAGAGCCAUAUGUGUACAUGUCAAAAUGUACAGUAGGUGUUGACCAAGUUGUUUUACCUCCAUGACCCUAUGGUAUCUUGUGUUUUUAUGGUUUCUGGGACAUGGAUGUCUGUAGCUCAGUUGGUAGAGCAUGGGGCUUCCAAUGCCAGGAUAGUGGGUUCAAUUACCACUUGUACACAGAAAGUAUGCAAACAUGACUGUAAGUUACCUGGAAUAAAUGCAUCAGCUAAA